AGGUCCGUUUUAUAAAAUUUCAGUUGAUUGAUAAAUCUACUGACAUCCUCAUUUCUUAUUAGCAAGCAAGAAUUCAUCUUUGCUGCAUAUUUUCUUAUGAUUCUACAAAUUUAAGCAAUUGGGUUCAGGAUAGUAGCCCUUAAGUGAAACUUAUUUGAUUUCAUAUGUUCUCCGUGGCGGUACUGGCGGAGUAUUUGGUUGAUGUUUUGAUGUUAUUCUACUAUUUAAAGUAAUGAGGUUCUCAAAUAAUAGCUUUUAUUUACUUGUCUGAAGCAGUAAUUACAUCUUAAUUGGCAGAGGCGGAUUUAAAUUUGAACUUUAUGGGUUCGAGAACCCCACUGAACCCUAUGUCCAUUUGAGUUAAUGGGUUCCAAAUUUGAUAUUUGUACAUAUAAGAGUCUGAGCCAAAGUUACUGGGUUCUGCUAAACUCAUAGCUCAUACUGCAUAUGUACAUCCGCCCCUGCUAGUUGGUAUAUAUGUAAGUGGUGAUUAGGAAUGGCAACUCAGAUUUAUGUGAAAAGCCAGAGAAAUGGGUACUUGAGUUUGUGGGAUACAAUGUUUAAUAUUUGUGUUCGGCGAAGGUUUUCUCUUUGGUCAAUGAAGAAAGAUCCAGAUCUUGAAGGUGCAUUACAUAGAAAUCGUCGAUGGAUAGUGAAUAAUCAGAUUAAGAACAUUAUUAUGAGAUGUCCUAACCAGGUUGCAUCAGUAAAAUACCUGCAGAAGAAGUUCAACACUCUUGAUCUUCAAGGCAAAGCUCUAAAUUGGCUGAAAAAGUAUCCUUGUUGCUUUGAAGUCUACCUUGAGAAUGAUGAGUACUAUUGUGGUCUGACUAAAAGAAUGAUGUUUUUGACUGAAGAGGAAGAGUCUGUUAAGGAUAUGCAGGAACCGAUAUAUGCUGAGCGAUUAACAAAGUUGUUGAUGAUGAGCUGUGAUCAAAGGCUGAAUAUUAUGAAACUUAACGAAUUGAGGAGGAAUUUUGGAUUUCCUGAUGAUUAUUUGCUCAGGAUUGUACCCAAGUACCCUCAAAUAUUUAGAGUUGUUAACCACACCGGGAGGCGGAGUUCGAUGGAGAUUGAGCUCACAGCCUGGAACCCUGAUUUAGCAGUUUCUGCAAUCGAAAGAAAGGCCAUAAAGGAUGGUCGAGAGCCAGGUUUCCCGUGCUCCUUGCCUCCGACUUGGGUCAAAUCAUGGGAAAGAUUUGAAGAUUUUAAUUCUACUCCAUAUAUUUCACCUUAUCUUGGACUUGAUGGUUUAGUGGAUGGUUCAAAGGAAAUGGACAAGAGAACAGUGGGAGUAGUGCAUGAGUUACUGUCAUUGACCUUGUGGAAAAAGGCAUCAAUUUUCAAAUUGGGCCAUUUUAGAAGGGAAUUAUGUUUACCAGAGAAAUUAAAUGUUUUUCUGCUCAAACAUCCUGGAAUAUUCUAUGUUUCUAACAGAUACCAGAUCUAUACAGUUCUCCUCAGGGAAGCAUAUAAUGGGUCAGAACUGAUCGAAAAGGACCCUCUUGUUGUUGUCAAGGAGAAGUUUGGAGAAUUAAUGCAGGAGGGACUCCAUGAAUAUAAUCGCAGACAUUAUCUAUUGAAUUUAGAAAAGAAGAGGAACAGAGGCAUGAUAAUGCCAAAGCCAGAGAAAAGGAGGAGCCAAAGCGACGAAAUUUCAUCAGAACAAGAUAAGGAAGGAGGAGAUUUAGGUGGCAUAUUUGAUCCGGAAGAGAGGAAGCGGUUUUACAAAGUUCUGUUUGAUGACAAUGCUCCGUAAGCAACAGAAGAAGUAAACAUAUCCAUAUUAACAUCAGUGAUACAGGCUUAUCAGUAUUACAUGCAGAUCGUAUUAUGUCCAUAGGCAAUAGAGCCUUGGGGAGUUGUAUGUUGCUAUGAGCACCAAAAUUUAUAGUUAUAUUUCCUUUGCUUUUUCCAUAUAUACUGAUUAAUCUAGAUUAUUAUUUUAUCUCCUUAUGUCUCUCCAUGUUGCCCUACCCAAGAAAAGCUUAGAGGAUGACCCAAAAUAAGCAGUUAACAUCAACUCCUUUCUUUCGUUCCUUUUUUAAUUUGUUUUCGGAUAAAGAUUGGCCACUUCUGCUUGAAGAUAUAUAUAUCAGCAGAAUUCUGCUCAA
This is a messenger RNA of Nicotiana tabacum (common tobacco), 2114 nucleotides long. RefSeq names its product protein WHAT'S THIS FACTOR 1 homolog, chloroplastic. The record is from RefSeq and is a predicted model, not a curated record. Gene Ontology annotation, molecular function: RNA binding. NCBI's taxonomy places the organism in Eukaryota, Viridiplantae, Streptophyta, Magnoliopsida, Solanales, Solanaceae.